This is a messenger RNA of Onthophagus taurus, 1011 nucleotides long. Its product is annotated as protein starmaker. NCBI's taxonomy places the organism in Eukaryota, Metazoa, Arthropoda, Insecta, Coleoptera, Scarabaeidae. The record is from RefSeq and is a predicted model, not a curated record.
AGUCAGUCGUGUCGGUUAGGUUGCAGGAUAAUGUUCUGGAUCCUGCGUAGGACCAGACUUACGAGUGCUGCAGCACUUUUAAACAGCAUCAAUAAUAAUAAUAAUAGCGAAAAUCGGCCAGCAAGAAAAGAUUACAAUAAAUUAGCGAGCAACGAUGACAAUUCAACCGACCCCGAAACUAUUAAAACUACCAAAACUAACAGCGGUGAAGAAUUGGAUAACAACGAAGCGGAUGAUCAGAACAACGAAGUUUUGGAUACCGAUACUGAUUCAAAUUUUACUGACUUAGAUUUGGAUGAUGGGGAUGAUUUUAGUGAUGACUCAGAUUACGACGAAGCUCUUACAUGUAACGUCUGCGAUAGAUCUUUUGCUUGCCCGAAGCAGCUUUCAUCUCACAAGCAAAAGAAAAGACAUUUUGGGUGUUCGGCUUGCGAUAGUUUAUUCCCAUCGUUGAUGUCGUUGGAACAUCACAAAGAAGAGUUUGAUCAUUGGUCAGGUGAUGAUGAUGGAAUUUUAACCGAAUCAGAUGAAGAUGAUACGAUUAUAACGGAGGAAUGCGAACGGCUACUUUAAAUUAAAUAAAUGUAAUGUGUUAAUUAAUUAAAAAAAUAUUUAUGCUUAAUUUAUUUUAUGAGGGUAAGAAAGUUUCCGUUCUGUGAUAUGAGAAAUACGCAUUUUUGGGAAUUUUAAUAUCUAUCAUCUGCUGGUUUAUCAGGAAUUAAAAAAAAAUAAACAUAUCUGCUAUACGAGUGAAGAUAAAUUAAAAAAUCAAUAAUAAAUGUAUAUAUGCUGAGUGAUUGUUUGAUUCACGUGAAGUUAGCUCAUGUAUGAUUAAAUGUAUCACUCGGUAUUAAUAUGUCAAACAAAAAAAGAUAUAAAUAAAAAGUAAAAAUCAGGUGUAAUCCAAAAAUAAUCGAAAUUGAAUUAUUAGAUGUAUAUAUACAUUCUUUAUACCAGAGAUGUACAUGUAUUUAUUUUUAGGAUGUAUAAAACAAGAAAAUAAAUAAAGUU